Molecule: messenger RNA, 1664 nt
Organism: Scophthalmus maximus (turbot)
Lineage: Eukaryota; Metazoa; Chordata; Actinopteri; Pleuronectiformes; Scophthalmidae
Gene: pmp22a
Product: peripheral myelin protein 22a
Exons: 6
Coding region: 262-732 (156 amino acids)
Cellular component (GO): plasma membrane
Source: RefSeq, a predicted model, not a curated record
GUGAGCCACAUCUGGAAUAGUAGCUGCAGAGGAAAGAGAGUCGAGAGACGCAGCAGCGUGGUGAUACUUUCCCGAACUCUUCCCUUCGGCACUUCGCCUUGUUACGCGGACACCAGCCUGUCGCUCUUUGCCUCUUCCUCCGACCUCACCCCUGGACUUUAAAUCGACUUUUGGAUUCGACUUAAAUGACGAAAUAGGCCACUCGGUUUCACGUGGCGUGACUUUGACGGCUCCUGUCGCGGUUUUGAAUCUACUUGAAAAAUGCUGCUCAUCCUGCUCGGAGUGCUCGUCAUGCACUUGAUCAUCCUCAUCCUCCUCAUCGUGUCCACGGCAUCCAGUGCCUGGUCUGUAGGUGGGGAUAUGAGCACAGAUUUAUGGUACAGUUGCAUGAUAACCAAUGGAGGCUACCACUGCAAGCCGGCAAGCAAUGAAGACUGGAUCCAGGCGGUGCAAGCCCUCAUGAUCCUGUCGUUGCUCUUCUGCUUCUUUUCCCUCAUCGCCUUUGUGUUCCAGCUCUUCAAACUGGUCAAGGGCGGACGCUUCUUCUUCACCGCCAUCUUCCAGAUCUUUGCCAGUUUGUUUGUGAUGUGCGCGGCGAUCAUCUACACCGUGAUGAGUCCCGAUGACAGCCCUCGCACACAGUUCGGCUACGCCUAUGUGCUGGCCUGGGUAGCUUUCCCUCUCUCUCUCAUCAGUGGCCUCAUUUAUAUCGUCCUGAGGAAGAAAGAAUGAGACAGGGAGCAGAGGAGAAACGAGGAGGGGCGGUAAGGAGACCCCCUCACCACAACAUCGCACUGUGCCUACUGCCCACAGACCAGAGACAGACAUCCCAACAAUACAACAAAAGUGCACGUGUCACUGUCAAUUGUAAACUGCAUCCGUCAUGUUCCCAUCACAUGCUGAACAAUAUCACAAAUGUUUUGCUACGCCAAUUUUAACAAACACCACAAAUGAUUCCCGUGUCCUCAAAAUGUUUUUUUUUGCAAUUUGUCGGUGACAUGUCGACUUUUGUUGCACGCUGGCACCCGACUUCCACGAGUCCAUCACGUUGGAUGAUGACGAUGAAUAAUCCUGCCUUUCUUCAGUACAAAGAUGUACAUAGUGUCUGUGGUUUUUAGACAUAUUUAUAACAUUUUUACAUACAUUUUGUACAUAUUGUUGUCAAGUUAACAUUUCUAGUGCUCCUUGUUGUGACGGAGUUUGUGUCUCUCACAAAUCAUGCAGCUGUGCCAAAGAGAUACCGCUUCACCUGCCAAGAGUAUCAAGCUUUUUUAAACUGUGUUGUCUUUUUUUAUUUUAAUUUUUUUGAGUUUGCUUUGAACAAUGUGCCUUACCUAGAAUAUCUGUGUUCUUCUUGAAGGAAAUGAGUAAAUGCUCAGAAAUUAAAAAUAAAAUUUUAAAAAACAACUUUGACUUAAACACAUGAAGUUUUGUUUUCUUCUGAAUUAUCAUUUUUACUUGAUAUGCCAAAUAUAUAUAUAUAGAUAUGUUUAGCAUUUUGUAAUCUAUUUUUUUUAAAUGGUGCUUUUUUAUCUAUUAUUCUUGAACUGUAUAGCCUACUUUGUGUUUGCAAGUGUGUCAUGUCCUGUGAUUAAUUUGCUUUGUACAAACCUGUUACCAUUUUUUUUGUCAGUAUUCUUCUAAAAUAAACCUUUUGAAAUUAA